Messenger RNA from Acinonyx jubatus (cheetah), 2604 nucleotides. RefSeq names its product G protein subunit beta 4 (gene GNB4). Gene Ontology annotation, molecular function: signaling receptor complex adaptor activity; protein binding. Gene Ontology annotation, cellular component: heterotrimeric G-protein complex; cytoplasm. The coding region runs from base 182 to 1204 and encodes 340 amino acids. The transcript has 10 exons. Lineage: Eukaryota; Metazoa; Chordata; Mammalia; Carnivora; Felidae. The record is from RefSeq and is a predicted model, not a curated record. Gene Ontology annotation, biological process: G protein-coupled receptor signaling pathway.
CUGGGUGUGGCCGGCGGAUCUCGGCGGCGCUGGUCUCGGCGGUGCGCUGCGCUCUGCACGCCGGCUCCGCGCACUGGGGGCUGCUGAGCGCCCCGCGGACCCAGCAGCGGCCGGUCGACGCGGAGCCCAACUCCUUUCAGUUGCUUUCACUUCUUAAUUUCUGAGGUAAACAAGUUAAAGGAUGAGUGAACUGGAACAGUUGAGGCAGGAAGCUGAACAACUUCGGAAUCAGAUCCAGGAUGCCAGGAAAGCAUGUAAUGAUGCAACACUUAUUCAGAUCACAUCAAAUAUGGAUUCCGUGGGUCGAAUACAGAUGCGAACGAGACGUACGCUGAGGGGUCACCUAGCUAAAAUCUAUGCGAUGCACUGGGGAUACGAUUCAAGGUUACUCGUCAGUGCUUCUCAAGAUGGAAAAUUAAUUAUUUGGGAUAGCUAUACAACAAAUAAGAUGCACGCUAUUCCUCUGAGGUCCUCCUGGGUGAUGACCUGUGCCUAUGCACCCUCUGGUAAUUAUGUUGCAUGUGGAGGACUGGACAACAUCUGCUCUAUAUAUAACUUAAAAACCAGAGAGGGAAACGUGAGAGUGAGCCGAGAGUUACCAGGUCACACAGGCUACUUGUCCUGCUGUCGAUUUUUAGAUGACAGCCAAAUUGUCACAAGUUCAGGAGAUACAACUUGUGCUUUGUGGGACAUCGAAACUGCCCAGCAGACCACCACAUUCACUGGGCAUUCUGGAGAUGUGAUGAGUCUUUCUCUGAGUCCUGACAUGAGGACUUUUGUUUCUGGUGCUUGUGAUGCCUCUUCAAAAUUAUGGGAUAUUCGAGAUGGAAUGUGUAGACAGUCUUUCACUGGACAUGUGUCAGAUAUUAAUGCUGUCAGUUUUUUCCCAAAUGGAUAUGCCUUUGCCACCGGCUCUGAUGAUGCCACUUGCCGGCUUUUUGACCUCCGUGCAGACCAAGAAUUACUGCUGUAUUCUCACGACAAUAUUAUCUGUGGAAUCACCUCUGUAGCUUUCUCAAAAAGUGGGCGCCUCCUGUUAGCUGGUUAUGAUGACUUCAAUUGUAACGUAUGGGACACGCUAAAAGGAGAUCGUGCGGGUGUUCUUGCUGGUCACGAUAACCGGGUCAGCUGUUUAGGUGUAACAGAUGAUGGCAUGGCUGUGGCAACAGGCUCUUGGGACAGUUUUCUUAGAAUCUGGAAUUAAUAGCAUGUGCAGGUUUUUCUGUUCUCCGUUGCUAUCUGGAGAAAUCAGUGCUACAGCCUAUAGCUGUGAGAAGAAAAUUCUACCUUAUAUUUGCAGGUGAAGAUUUUUCUAUUGAGAUAAUUAUAUACAAAAAGAAGCUUUCAGUAAACUAUAAAACAAAAAAGUGGAAAAAAAAAAAAAAGGCAAGGGUGCUUGCUGAGAUCAAAAGGACCAGUGCAUUAAUUUGAGUUGAGCUAAUUUAACUUUGAUGAAUUUUUGCUUGUACUCAGAUUCUUUAUUUUCUUUGUGUAGGACAGAAUGUACACAUUAUAGCAGUCUAUCAUGUUUGUGUGUUUGCAUUUUUUUAAGAACUACAUUUUUAACUUUCUAUACAUAAGAAUAUCACAUUUUUGAGUUAUGUAAUGGAGGAAGUAGGCACAGUGAUAGAUGGAAGUGAUUCCAGAUGUAUGUGUGCUGUAUUUGAAGAAAGUCUUCUUGAAGUCUGACCUUCCUUUUUGAUGUAAAAGACAUUCGGUUGCCUAAUGUUUAAGUAUACUAGCAGGCUUAGGUACUUCUGAGGGGAGACCCUUUUGAGUAUCAGUAGUUUCUGGUGCAUCCUUGGCCAUCCUGUGAAUUUAAAGAAGUGCUUGUUUUCAGUCCUUGGAGGGGGAGAUAAUCUGAAGGCCAGGGAAUCAAGAUUUCAUUCUGAAAUUUUAGACAUACAUAAGAAACUCCUAUAUUAAUAGCAGUAAUUGCAUAAAAAUUAUUGACAUUUUAAAAAUGUGGUUAUGACCAAGACACUUUCAGUAGACCUCUAAAUAGUUGGGCUUACUUUCCUAUGGAUUUGAUAUUCUAGAACUGAGUUUGUAGGUACACUCAUUAUUUCAGAUUGAUGAACGAUUGGACUGUCCUUGAAUCUGAAGAGUUUUCCCCAGUGUACUCCAUUGACCUACAUGUAGAUAGGAAAUAAUGUGAUGACAUUAUAUUGUCGAAAGAAGUGUAAAAUCUAAUCAGUCACUAGACUUGAUUAGUUCUAAUUGUGUAGUGUAACAAAGUGGCUUUAUGAAUUUAUGUUCAGAUAAUACAAAAUCUGAAUUGAUAUAAAUUUUCUGUGACUUAAAUUUGAAAGAAAUAUUAAAGCUUUUUGCUCUUCUGUAGUACUUCUUCUUUUGGCACAAAAUACUGGUUUCUAAGUGAUUUUUGCCUCAAAGAAUGCUUAGAUCCAAGUGACUCCACUUGAAAGCCAAAAGAAAAAUUCUAAGAGCAGCUCUUUAAGGAAUCAGAGGAAAAUAGUAAGCAGUUCCUCUGUUCGUAAAUGGUAUAAUGUGUCUGUUACUAGAAGGCCUGCCCGCCCCUCCCUCACGUCAAAUUUAAACAAAGAUACUUUUCCCCUUGGAUUUUCUUCUAUAAAGGAAGCUAAA